AUGACAUCCAAGCCACACUCCGCUCAGUGGUGCGAUCUCCCGCCAGGUGACUUCCAUUUGUGCCACUUCUUUGAGACUCCCAAGGCUGGCGAGUUUGCGGAACGACUCCUCAACCUGCAGCUGACCCUUCUAGCCACCAUGAAUGAGGAAGGCGAUUCACCAGAAAAGGCGUGCAUCAUCGCAAACAUCAUGCGGUCUUCUGAGUGGAAUGCCUCAACCGCCUCUCCUCCUCCACCGAUGCCCGUCCCUGCAGUGUUGCCGCAGUCCGAGUCACCUCCUCGAGGUCCGUCACCUUUCCAACCUCCUACACCCCAGGUACUUUUCGUCGUGUUAACUUUGCCCCCCCCCUCCCCCGAGAAUUUCCCAAAAACUUCGACUCCCUAUUUCUCCAAAAUUCUGAAAUCGCACUGCGAACGCGCCGAUCUUGUCCUGAACACGGGCUCUUAUUGGCUAUUUGGCGUUAUUACUCACGGCACUGCCGGUUUAGCGACGGCCUCCAAUUCGGGGCCAUCUGAACCAAGUCAACAACCAGUGCCUGAGUCAGCCCACUCUUGCCGCGACUCUAACGCUUUUCCCCUCAUUCUUUCAGCCACAAACGAACCCGUGGACUCCAAAACGGCCACACAGGAACUGCUCGUGGAGCUCGCUACUGGUCCUGAACCACAGGUAUUGUCCACAAAACUGCCACACGCACAGUGUGGUCGUCUUCACGGGGCUUCUCUUACCGCAUUUUGUCCACUUCAGGUCCAUCCACCUCCUCCUCCUCAUUCCCCUCCUGCUGCUGCUGCUGCUGUCUCAGCGGAUGAACCACCGCUCGAUGCAGCUGCUGCUGCUGCGCCCCCUGUUGAGGUCCAACCCCCCGACACCAACCCAUCUUCCGUGAGUCAGUUGUCUUGCAAGCUUAGUUCUGGGGUCUGA
Messenger RNA from Mesocestoides corti, 918 nucleotides. NCBI's taxonomy places the organism in Eukaryota, Metazoa, Platyhelminthes, Cestoda, Cyclophyllidea, Mesocestoididae. The record is from the annotation of a GenBank genome assembly.